GAGGGGUAACAGGCAGAGGGGAGGGGGUUGAUACAAGGUGGGGAAGGACUGCACGACUAGGAGCAGCAUGGGCGACCAGGAGAAUUAUUAUGGCAAGCAUGGUAAGUGAGGGAAGGCCCUUUAUUGCCAUGGAUGCGUUUAUAGAACGCUGGGAUAUUCUGCAGAGCUGGGUGCACGGGGUGGGUUUAAAUAACUUAGUGUGAUGGACAGUGACAGUGGGGUAUGAGUGCUUGGAUUCCAGGAUUCUAACCUGUGAAUGCAGAGUUGUUUGCUUGUGGUGUUAGCAGCAAGGGAGUGGUUGUAAACAAUGAUAUUGAUAGGAUAUAAUAGGCGGAUUUUAAAAGCCCAGCACUGUCUGAGCCUGUCCUGAUAAUCUGCAGUCAGGAGGUCUCUGUAUAUUAUAUAUAAACCCAGCACUGUCUGAGCCUGUCCUGAUAAUCUGCAGUCAGGAGGUCUCUGUAUAUUAUAUAUAAACCCAGCACUGUCUGAGCCUGUCCUGAUAAUCUGCAGUCAGAUCGCCUUACAUUAGAUAUAAACCCAGCACUGUCUGAGCCUGUCCUGAUAAUCUGCAGUCAGAUCGCCUUACAUUAGAUAUAAACCCAGCACUGUCUGAGCCUGUCCUGAUAAUCUGCAGUCAGGAGGUCUCUGUAUAUUAUAUAUAAACCCAGCACUGUCUGAGCCUGUCCUGAUAAUCUGCAGCCAGGAGGUCUCUGUAUAUUAUAUACAAACCCAGCACUGUCUGAGCCUGUCCUGAUAAUCUGCAGCCAGGAGGUCUCUGUAUAUUAUUUACAAACCCAGCACUGUCUGAGCCUGUCCUGUUAAUCUGCAGAUACAAGCCCAGCACCUGUACUGAUAGGUUACUGUACGUUCGAUGUAAAUUCCAGAUGUAAAGUGAUAGUGAUUCACUAGGAUUAAGAUCUACUCCCAAGCAGCUGGUCCAGGAAUCAGUGAAGAGGCUUGGUGAUAAGAACUCUAAUUACUCCUACACCAUAUGUAUACAAAUUGGAAUGUUAAUUCAUGGGAGUUCCCAUGAGCCCCUGUAGUGAAGUGACCAUUUUGAGUGCAACUUUUUAAAAUUAAAAUCGUUGGGGGGGGGGGAAUACUUCAAAUCUAGUGGAGUUUAUUUACUAAACUUGGAAUAUUUGGCUCUGUUGCGGAUCACGAAAAGGAAAUAUUUUAAUUCUAUGAAUUAACAAAAUAAUUACAUAUUUUAAAAUUUGAAAAAUAGCUGAGUGGGAGAAUUCUUCAGUUUGGAUAAUAUUUCAAGUAAACCUCAAAGCUUGUGUUUAUUCACUAAACCCCAAAGUUCUGUGAAUUGAGAAAUGAACUGCAACAUUUAGGAAAACAUAUAGCCUGGAUUUUGAAAAUCUAUGUUCAGUUCACUUCAGUUCAAUUUCCUUGUUUUUUUUUUUAUAUAGGAUCUGUACAUUUUUACCUGAUUUUGUGUUUCUGUAAAUGAUAUUAAAUAGAAAUUGCCAAAUUUUAUUAUGUCUAAAAAAUGUUUCCUUUUUCUGGGAACUUUGUAUACAAGAGAAAUACAUAGGGUUAUUCCCUAAGCUCUGAAAAGCUUUUUUUUUGGGGGGGGGGGAGAAUCUUACUAUAUUCUGCCAGUUUGGGCGCAGUUUAUCAGAGUUUGAUAAAUAUUUACAUUUAUCAAAAUCUCUCUCUCUCUUUCUGACAUUUGUUCCUCUAAACUAAACAAGCACGUUUUGCGUGAUUUAAAUUAAACCCUGAAUCACUUAAAUUAACUAAGAGGGCUAUUUACUAAACUCUGACUUUUUGGAAUUAACUAUGAAUGGGAAAACAGAGGCGGAUGAUCUAGAAAAAUGAUGCAGUUUAGCCGUAGUCAAAGCUUUUUCGUUACAUUUUUUUUUUUCAUUGUUUCUUUUUUGACAUUUUGGAUUUAAUUCACAAAGUCAGUAAUAUUGACAUUUUGGCCAAUGAUUCUUUGGUGAAUUCUCAACAAUUUCCAGUUAAGACAAUUUAUUAUGACUUAUUCUCUAAACAGUGGAUUGUAGCAAAUUCAAAAUUGCAAACGUAAACUAAAAUUGAUAAUUUAGGAAAAUUUUCCAUCUUCGCUAAAGUCACCGUGCAGCUGUUUUUGUCACUAAAAUUUGGUUACUCAUAUUUCGACUUGCUACAAUUCAGAGUUUAGUAUAUAAACAUCCCUACAAAGGCACUUCCUUGCUCAUAGAAUCCUCUAUACUACUACGGUGUCUAUGGCACCUACUGAUACAGUUAUGUCAGCGAAUGAGGCUGCUGGCUGCUUCUGUUACUUAAUCUCAGUCCCAUGUAAUCACACUGGGUAGCUGAGGUCACCAGUGUAACAGCUGCAUUAUGGAAAUUUUUCAGAUUAGAAGGAUAAAAGUAAGACUUAUGUAUCUGAUCUUUAGUUUGAAAUUUAAAGGCCAUUUCUUUGGAAAGAGAAUUCAUAUUUCCAAUCUCGUAUGUUUAUGAUUCAUACACUAAACAACAAACUAGCAAAUUGCAAUAUAUAUUACUGUACGCAAGGCAGGUUACACUUCUCAGCGUAAGAACUACAGGAAAUCUGGAUGGGGGCAUCCUUUCAUAACCAAUUUAAUUCCAGCCCCUUUAGGAGCAUACGUUAAACGAUAAAUGAUAUAUUAUCACUGGAGACUUUUUUAGUUUCAGUUGAUUGGGAUAUAGUCCUCUUUAAGUUACAUACAUAUGUUUUAUUCUUAUUUUAAAUGGAUACUAUUGUGUUAUUAAAACGAACCUGUAUUUCUAAUGCUAUAGCGAUCUUCUAUUUAUUUAGACUCAGGGCCCCUAGAUCCUAAAGAAAACAAAUUGUGGGAAAAGGUUUUAUUUUCCUUUGUGGUUUUUUCUCGCAGCGCCAAGAACCAAUUUCUCACAGUGGAGAUCUGCAUCCGGCAGGCAGCCACUGAAGGGGUAUUUAACCCUGAAAUGUAAACAUUGCUGUACAUUGCAGGGUUAGACCUAAAAGACCACUGUACCCUGGCCACCUCAAUGAGAUAAAGUGCCUUUACUGGUCCUUACAACUGUGAAACAUAUGAUCCAAAUUUCUACACAUGGAUAACGAGGUGGGAAUUUUAAAGGGAAACUAUAGUGCCAGGAUAACAAAAGAUCCCUACAGUGCCCCACUUCUGUCAAUUACCAGCGCCGAUGUUCCUACGAGCUAGUUUGGGCUGCCUUCGCUCCCCGUCGUUGAUGUCAGCUGGCAGGGGAGAUCUAAUGGGCAUGCGUGGCAAUGGCCACACUCGCAUUAGUAUUUCCUUAUAGGAAAGCGUGUAUAAUGCUUUCAUAUGGGGUUUUACAUGACGCUGGAUGUCCUCAUGCGAAGCUUGAGGACUGUAUCGGAGCGGCAAUAUUAAAUCCCACGAUCUCCGCUGGUUCAGAAGGUAAUCCACAGUCAAGCGCUGAAAAGUAAGGCAAUAUCCCAAAUCUCCCAGUAACCGGACGAAACACAGUUCUGAGAGUCAACUGAGGCUUUAUUCACAGGCUCCACAAUUUAUACAAUUCCCCAUGCAAGGUGUUUCCUGAGUCCUAUCCCAGGGGUAUUCCAGGGGUGGACUACGUGGGGAACUUACAGUACAGAGCAUUUCUCCCAUCAGGCACUGCUGCACGAGAGGGAUACUCCCACUGGAAUGUACCGUUAAGUGGAUUAUCCCUCCGUGCAGCAGAACCAGCAAUUUACAUUAAAAAAUACAACUUUUCGAAUAUUAGGUCUAUUUGCACGAAUCGACGUUCGGUAGAUAGCUGGGGUCUGAGCGCAUCAUUCGUGAGAUUACCGCUCAGAUCCCAGCUAAAACAACCGAACGCGGUACGAAAAACACAUUCACCAAAACAUGCAUUUAAAAGACAGAUUGAUAUAUGGGGAAUAAAAUACCGAACGACCUGGAAGUCCAGCAGUGUUCGCGCCGUCUAGUAGCCGUUUUUAGUACCACGCACUCGACGACCAAACACUGCUGGAGGAACAAAGGAUCCAAGAUGGCCGACCGCCGCGUGGUCGGUAGUCGACCGACGGCCACCUAGGAGAGCCUCUAAUUACCGAUUGCAACAUUGUUGCAAUCGGUUAACAAGCGCCACACAUCUCUUAAUGUGUGGGCUAUUACAGGGGGGAUUAUUCGGUUCACGAAUGGCCCGCAAAGGUGCCGUUCGUGAAACGAAAUGACAUACAGCUAUCUGCUUUCGGCAGAUAGCCAAUGCAGGCAAUACAACACUAUACAGUCAGCAUACAUUACACCCAGGAACAUACACAUCCCCCCAACCAUACAGGCAACCCUUAAAGCCAUAGUCUCUGUAUAAUGUCCAAGUGGCUAGGUCUGCCACAAGAACGUCCAUCACAGGGCAACCAAAAAUCGCCUAACGACCUGCAAAUUCCUCUGGUAGACAGCCACUAGAGGUGGAGUUAACCCUGAAAUGUAAUGAUUGCAGUUUCUUUAAAGCUGCAAUAAUUACCUUUGCAGGCUUAAGGGACCUGGGAAUAUGUACCCAAACAACUUAAUUGAGCUGAAGUGGUUUGGGUGCCUAUAGUGUCCCUUUGAAGCGCUCAGCCCUCCCCACUAAAUUUUCUGUGGGGUAUUUGUUGCCCCAAGUUCAUUAUUCCCACAGAAAGAGCUAUAUUUGAUUUGUAAAAAUUUGCCAAUUUGCUCUACUGUUAAUACAAUUAACUAUUUAGUGAAUAGACCCCUAGAAGGGUACACUGCUUAAAUCAAUAGUAACAAUGAAAAGUAUAAUGAUUUUGUUCUCCAUUACUGUUGAUGUAUGAUUAAUGUUCCUCCAUUACUGAAAUAUGUAUGUACAUCUCAAAGCCUUUUCCCAUUGGAGCUGCUGGAGAGUUCUUCCAUGGCAAAGUUUGAACCUCUUCAAAUCCUAAUCCAUUGGAUUCAAUGCCUCCCUUUUGAGAAGCAUUUGAUUGGACAAGUUGCGGCACUUGCUGCGCAUGCUUGUCUCUUCCUUUUGUUUUUCCCCAAAAUUUUAUUGAGGGGGGAGCUCCUGAUUUUAAAUAUGUAGGAAAAUGGGAAUACUUGUUUGUAUUCCUAAUGCUCCAGAAUUCCUGUAAGAAAUACAAGCUGAAAAAAUUAUCUACUUCAGCUAUUUCUCCAACUUGACCAUUCUGGCCCACAAUGCAAUUCUCUUCUCAAGUGAUGAUUUAGUAUAUAAACCUCCAAGAAAUGUGAACCGGCAGUGCAACAGAAUUAUAAAUAUAUAUGCUAUAAGGUGUGCAAAUUUUUAUAUAUAUAUAUAAUCAUUUUUUAAGUUUUUGACCUAUGAAUUGCAAGUGGCAUUCCAGGAUUCCAUUGUUUAGGAAAAGAGUUAACCAAAAAAAAAAAUAUCUUUUUACAAAUAAGAAUUUAAACAAUAAUUGUCAGAAACUGUGAGAUGUGCAAGAGGACACAUUGAGGUCUAUGGAGGAUCAUGGGUUCCUCCAUAGAAAGAGCUUAAUAUCCUUACAGCUAUCACUAGUAACAGAGGUUUGAUGGCGGUAAUUCUGAGACAAAGUGGUGAUAUUCCAACACAGUCAAUGUGAAGAAUUCACAAAGAUUCUAUUUUUUUUAUGAAAUAUUCAUUUUGGAUUGGGAGGGUUGACAGUGCUUCUUUAAAGAGAUCCUAUAGUGCCAGGAAAACAGAGCUGUUUACCCUGCACUAUAGGUUUUUAUGGAGCCUCCCUCACGUUCCCCCUCCCAUGGGAUUGAAGGGGUUAAAACCCCAUUAGACACUUACCUGAAACCAGCGCCGAUGUCCCUCAGCCCUGGGUCAGGCCCUGCCCACACUCCUCCCACGUAAUGUGCAUGCUUUCCUAUGGGUAAAAUCUGACCCUGGAGGUCCUCAUGCUGAGUGCGAGGAUGUCUAGCAUCAGAUAAUGGACAAGAGCUCUGUUUGGAUUCCGGGAGCCGUCUGGUGGCUGUUUGGUAGACAGCCCCUAAGGGCAGUCUUAGAGCUGCAAUGUAAACAUUGAAGUUUCUCUGGAACUAAAAUGUUUGACAUUGCAGCACUACGUGCACUAGGGACACUGCACCCAGACCACUUCAAUUAGCUGAAGUGGUCUGGGUGCCUACAGUGUCCCUUUAAGCAGACUUCGAGAUGGUUCUGAAUGAAGCUCACUUGCUACAUAUCUGCAUAUAUUCAUAUAUAUAUAUAUAUAUAUAUAUAUAUAUAUAUAACGCUGCAGUCUUCAUUCACCAACUAGCUAGAGCUGAUCUAAAAGGUCUCAGAAGUCUCUGUAUAUUAUAUCACUGUCUGAGCCUGUCCUGAUCAUCUGCAGUCAGGAGGUCUCUGUAUAUUAUAUAUAAACCCAGCACUGUCUGAGCCUGUCCUGAUAAUCUGCAGUCAGGAGGUCUCUGUAUAUUAUAUAUAAACCCAGCACUGUCUCAGCCUGUCCUGAUAAUCUGCAGUCAGGAGGUCUCUGUAUAUUAUAUAUAAACCCAGCACUGUCUCAGCCUGUCCUGAUAAUCUGCAGUCAGGAGGUCUCUGUAUAUUAUAUAUAAACCCUGCACUGUCUGAGCCUGUCCUGAUAAUCUGCAGCCAGGAAGUCUCUGUAUAAUAGAUAUAAACCCAGCACUCUCUGAGCCUGUCCUGAUAAUCUGCAGUCAGGAGGUCUCUGUAUAUUCUAUAUAAACCCAGCACUCUCUGAGCCUGUCCUGAUAAUCUGCAGUCAGGAGGUCUCUGUAUAUUCUAUAUAAACCCAGCACUCUCUGAGCCUGUCCUGAUAAUCUGCAGACUGCCCAUAUAUAUUAGACAGCUCUGUCUCUCUCUGAUGCUGUCAUUGUGUGUAAAUAACAGGCUCUGUGUGUAUGUACACAAGGCGUGGAGGGUUUGUAUUGCAGUCUAAUUAAUCAUGAGCGUAUAUAGGCCACACAAAUAGCCACUUUCCAUUUCAAGGAGCUUAAAGGAUCACUGUAGUGUCAGGAAAACACUAUAUCAUCCUUAGGGUCCCCCCACCCUCAGGGCCCCCAUCCCUUUGCCCUGAAGGGGUUAAAACCCCUUCAGCUACUUACUUUAAUCCCCGCUGACGUCAGCUCUCAAGUGGAGCGUAAUGCGCAUGCGCAGCAAGAGCCGUGUGCGCAUUCAAACAGUCCAUAGGAAAGCAUUUCUCAAUCACAGAAACGCCUCUAGCUGCUGUCAGGAAGACAGCCACUAGAGGCUGGAUUAACCCUGCAAUGUAAACAUAGCAGUUUCUCUGAAACUGCUAUGUUUUUAUAUCUGAAGGGUUAAAACCUGGGGGACCUGGCACCCAGACCGCUACAUUGAGCUGAAGUGGUCUGGGUGACUAUAGUGUCCCUUUUAUAUAUAAUUUCUAUAUAAUUUCCAAAACUAACCACUGGCAACUUCGUAAGAACGUUUCAGCUGCUGGCAAGACAGGGUUAAAACAUGUUACAAAUUUUACAAAGGUUUGGUUUCUAAAGUCCAGAGAUACAAAAUUUAACUUCUUCAUAAAUGGAGCUCAAGGUUGUAGAAGCUUGGCCACAGUAUUGACGAAUUCGGUGGGCAGUUGAUUGAGGCUCUGGGCGAUGUACUGUAUUAAUGCUCAGGCUGAGGAAAUAGUCUGUAAAGACAAGAUUCAUCAAGACCAUAUCAAGUUAUAGCAGAGCCUUAUUCUGUGUCAACACAUGUUUUGUGAGAAAGCUUAGUUUUGAUGAUGACAGAGGGAUUUUUUUUUAAAAUCCUUAUCUACAAGGCUGCUAACACAACAAUGUUAUAAAGUCACUCUUGUGAUGAUACUGUAUCAAUGGCCUCCUGCAUUAGUGCAGAUUUUUAUAGUCUGACUGUUGAGGGAGGAAUUCCAGGUAAAGGGUAAGAGAUGAAGUGGCUUUCUUAAGGCACACACCAAGCAUGUACACGAGUAAUGCAUAUGAGUAGUAAUGGAUUCCCUGAAACUCCUUGUGAGUCUAUAACGCACUCCUGUGCCAGGAUUUGGGGAUCAACAAAGCACUGCUGGCAUGCCUCCGGCUGUUCAGAGCGUUGCCACAGGCUUCCACAGAUACGGAACGCCAGAUCUUCGGAAGAUCUUCCACCAGGGGAAGAUAUCCAAAGGCUGGGGGCCUGGUGGGAAUAACCAUGUGUGAACCACCUAAUUCAUCUCCAAACUACCAAAUCCCUGUCCAGACAACCACCAAACCCCUCCUACUGCUUCAAGAGCAGUAGGGGGGUGCACUUCUUUGUUAAAUGUAAUGUACCUCCUUUAAAUCUAAUAUUAUUAUUAUUAUUAUUAUUAUUAUUAUUACUUUAAAAGUCAUUCAUUGAUAAUCAGAGGCGCAUUAUUCUUUCAAACGUUUUAGGUUUUGACAAACCAAUUACUAUUUAGUCCAAACAAAUAAAUUAGGAAGAGGAGCGAGUGCCUACCUGUGUUCUGUUUUUCGUUGAUUACAGUCCUACCUUAAAGGACCACUAUAGUGCCCUGAGGGUGCCCCCACCCUCAGGGUCCCCCUCCCGCCGGACUGGAUAGAGAGGAAGGGGUUAAACUUACGUCUUUCAUCAGCGCCGGGUGGGGAGCUCCUCUCCUCCCUCUUCUCCUCCUCUUCGGCUGAAUGCGCAUGAUUUUCACAGUGAGAAGCACGCAAGCGCCUCUAGCGGCUGUCGAGACAGCCACUGGAGGCUGGAUUAAUCCAUUUAUAAACAUAGCAGUUUCUCUGAAAAAAAAAAAGAGGUUAAUCCUGGCUGGACUUGGCACCCAGACCACUUCAUUAAGCUGAAGUGGUCUGGGUGUCUAUAGUGGUCCUUUAAAGGUGAACAUGACCGUAUCUUAUUCGCUUUUCAUUUUCUUCAGCAAUAUCUGUUAAGAGUAAUGAGUAUUAUAGUAAUUAAUAAUAUAGUAUUAGAUUAAGAUGCUUAUAUGGAAAAUAUUUUUCUGCUAAAGAGCCAGGAAUAAAAAUCAAUUUGUGUAAUUUUCAUGGUAAAAUCAACGCACUGGGGGGGCGGGGCCUGACCGCCAAACCGAGCGGACGCACUACACAUCAGCUCCAGACCAAAAUUCACAUUAAUGCCCAAACUCACUGCUCUGUAGCCCUUUCAGGCUGAUGACCUACGACCGGAGGCUCCUGGGCAUCUCUAGAAGCAAUUAGGGAUCCGUAGCUGACUUGCGGCAGCCGACAGGCAACAAUUGAGGCCUGGCCUAGGGCCUUGCUGGGCAUACCAGGAGUGCGACAAGGGCCCUGUUUCCCCCCCGUGGUCUGGUGGGGGUUAUCCCGGACCCCACCAAGAUAACACUCACCUUGGUAAAGCUGCAAACAAGCAACCAUGGCUACACAGCCUGCAGAGACACGAAUCAGCCGGAGCUCAUCCAACAUGGCUGCCAAGCUAAGGCCAGAGAGAGGGAGCAUGGGCAGCCAUUCACACUCUUAUUCCCUACAGGCCCUUGACCGGCUCUGCUCGAGCCUAUGCGUGAUACUAUGUGACGGCGGAAUGCCAUACCGUCAAGCAACCUGUGUGGUGGCCUCAUGGAUUCGUCCUGCGACCCGCCGGCGCCAUUAUGGAUUCCCACUGCAGACCUUCAAAGCGACCAUCCAGCCACGCAAGCAUCGAUGACCACAAUGGCGGGAAAGGGACCCAAGCGACCCGUGCGCACGCGCCCGCUCCCACACACAGGAUCGAGACCGCCGGGCAACCCCAAAAUCCAAGCAACAUACCCAAGUGCAGAACCUCAGGCCAGCAUGUAACCACUUUGUACUCCAGGGCUAAAGCGGAGCAUCACGCCGCAGCACAGGAGAAAACUAAGCAGAACCCAGCUGGAGCUGGGUCCACACCAAGGGACUCCAUGCAGACCACUGAGACUACUUACCCACAAUGGCCAACCCUGAGGGGGUACCUACCAUGCCGCACAAGUGCACAUAGCACCCAAGAGACCCACACUCGGCACCAACAGCCCAGCAGGGCAGGCAUCGGCUGACCACGGAUGAUCCCACAAGCUGAGGCCCAGACACCUCUCUCUGGCCCCGGAGUGGAUUCCUGAGCAACAGCACUGACUCUCUGGGCACCGGGCUAUACUGCCUCACAGACUCCUCUCUCUCUAUAAAACUGCAUAUGCUGUUGGCGAACUAUGAGUUGGAAGCGUAAGCUCAAGUGAAGUCCUACUCACACCCUGAUCUGCCAGGCAAAACAAAUCGUUUAACAUUAAUUUAACACUGUUUUUCUUUUACCUUAACAUGCUACAUAGGCAAGUAACUUACAACACUAGCCUGCUUCACAUAAGUUAGCGACACUUUACUAUACUUUAAUCACCGUGCCUGGCUAGCCUCCCUGAGUUAAUAUAAAUGUAUAUUCCAGCUUGGACAUGUGGAACUAGCCUGCUCCCACUCGAGAUUUAACUUAAUUUUACUCCACUGUCGUCUAGCUUAGCGCACUUAUAACUACAUUUACUGCAUAACGAUGUGUAGCCAGAAUCUAGGAAGGGAGUGUUUAACCCUGUCUACCCCAGUUACAAACUGCCUCACCCUAGCCUGAUUGUUACCCUCAUUAUCAACGAAGUUAUUUUAUGUUAUGGAAGAGACUAAGUAAUGAUAAUACACACUGUUUAUUACUCGACGUAAUCAUCUAUAUGUAUAGAAAUGUGCUAGCCUUAACAAGUACCUCCCAUGCCUUACUGUUUGAAAUGCGCUAGAGGAUUGCCUUUGGGGUACCUCACAAGCGACUGUUACAAACUUACGCACUACAAAAAUAAAGAAUUUAAAAAAAAAAAAUCUACGCACUGACCAUUGAUCUUGGUAUAGUUUGUAGUCAAGGCUUUAUAAACGUGCAGGGUCAGCACACACGGAACAUGAGGCUGCCACAUUUAAGUAACUAUAGAGUUAACUUGGGUUUUGGCAAAUAAGCCAAUUCUGAAUCACAGAAUUCAGCAGUAGUGCAACUGACCCGCCUAAAGAUUCUGUUCCAUCUCGCAUGUGCUGGCUGGCUGUAUGACCUUGGCACUGCUGCUGUUUAUUAAUGAAAAAUAAUAAAAAUGUUGUUAUACUCAGCCACUCAGCUGAUGGAUUACAGGUUAAACUAAUAAUGAACUUGUAUGGCGAGAAUUUUGCGCCGUAAAAUGAUUAUAAUUGCUGGUAUGUCCUGCAAGUGGCAUAGUGAUGGCAUAAUCUGGGCAUUUUUACACUUUGGCUUUCCACUUAUGAGCGGCACCCAAUUUGAGGCUUCCUGUUUCAAGCCUCGGACUCAAAUGUAUGUUGAGGGGGCAGAGCUGAACUGUGCCGGCGACUUUUGGGUUAAUCCGUUUGUUACCAGUUUAAACCCUGAAGAUAAGGUGUCGCCAGGGCUGGUUUAAGAGCCCACUGGGCCUGGUGCUGCCAAUUAUGAUUUUUAUCAACAGAAAACACUAAACGAGUUAUAUCUCCCGAGCGUCAUGAAUCUGGUGCUGGAGGGAAGCACACAGGAUAUAGCUAUCAGAAAACGCAUACCCUAUGCUAAUCUCUCACUUUCAUAUUUCAAAUAAAUCCAUACCCCCUAACAGCAGUGUCCGGUGAAGCAAGAUUACGGUGGGCGGGGUAAAAGGGUGGGCCACUGAUGUGAAUCACGUAACCAGGACCGCCCAAAGGGACAAACAUAACCAAAGAGGGGGCAUGUCUGCACGAAGAAUUUGAUGGACAGUCUGGCGUGAAUGCAUGUCACACUGCCUGCCAAUCAUGCAGGAUGUCCAACCAAGGGCAUACUGCGCAGACAGCACCAUGAGCUUGGCAUAAAUGCUUCUAAUGAUGCAUUAUCUCUACGCUUUCUAAAGAGUGUCCCCUAGCACUUGCUGGUUCACUCCUCUCUUAAUCUUCUUACUAACAGGCAGCAGCUCCUGUGAUACAGUCUGGGACAGAUAGAAAGUGUAUGUAGUGAGUGUAGAAGAAAAGGAACAUGUCACAAUGUUAGAGAGACUGAAGCAGCAAGGGUAUUUGCAUAGUGUGCAAAGUCAGCUUUACAUUAACUAAUUUCGUUGUCAGCCAGUCCACACGUUUGGUUCCUCUACAUCGAUCUUAAGUUUCCAUACUUAGGCAAGAGCAUGUGAAGAGUACUAAAAAAAAUUCUUAAUUUUUAUUUUAUUUUUUAUCAAUGGGCCUAUUCCAUGGGCAUGGGCCGGGAGCUGCAACUCCAUCAGCCACUAUGUUAAUCGGGCCCUGGAUGGCACCAGGGACCUGUUGGAACCAAAACAGCUAAAUUCCAAUGAAGUUAUAUUACCUACAUGUUUCUUUAAGUUGUUAUUUAACAACGUCAUGAAAGCAUAAACACUGUGCCAUAUCCAUUGAUAUGUUAGAGCAGCGUCCCCUGGGCAAUAAUUCUGCCUUUAUAUAGAAGGUUUAGGGUACACCUGCCAUUUCGAAAGCCUUAUUGUGAUUCUCCAACUCUCUAAACAUGAGCUAGCCAUAAGUUUAACACUAACAGUGUUAUUUUUGAUGGUGCCGCUCCUUGUGUGUGUUUGCUAUUUCAAUCUUGUUGACAUAACGCUCAGAAUUUCAAUAAGUAUUGUCAGAAUUUUUACAUUCCAUGCAUUAAUAGCAAUUUUGUGUGUGUAUGGCUGUCUUGUAGUUCAUGAAGGGUUCAGUAUAACUGUGUGGUUAGGAUAGCCUAACGUCUAUGAGGGCAAUUUGCAUGGUCGUUCUAGUUUGGCAAUGUGAGGAAGAAGGAUACUGGUUACAUUUUGGACAGAUUCACAUCUCUAGGGCCUGUAGGCACCGACGGCUCAGGCUCUCCUACCUCUCCACCAAAAAAACAGUUCUUUGUUUUGGACGGCUCUAUGGUUUGGAAGAGGCAAAAAAAAGUCUUGUGGCAAAAUAAAAAAUCCAUGAAAUUAUGAAAGGGAAAAACAUACAUUUUGUUCUUAGUGGAGGCACCUCAAAUUCACAGGCACCUAUAGGCAGCUGCCUACUCGGCCUAUGAGCAAUCACUGUAUAUGUGCUUGUUACACUGUAUAUGUGCUUGUUACAGGAGAAUGGUGUAACUGUGUGAUGGAGAUUCUAAUGCUGUUGGUAACCUAAAAGAAGGGGGGAGGCUGGUUUUAAUUUUGGCUACACUAUAUCUCUUCCUGGAUACAGUUAUGGUGUAACUGAGAAGAAAGUGAGGCUGAUUCUGGUGUUGCUUAAAGAGUUAAUAAGUGAUUUGAAGUGGUCAUGGUGCCUGGAGUCUGUAUAUGCAGCAUUUCACUUUGAUACGCAGCACAUACAGAGGUUACCCCAUCUGAUGUCUGAGGUGUAAUACCACCUCUGGUAGUGUCCUUAGCUAUCCUGGAAUUAAAGUACCGACCUGGUGUGUGUGAAUUUGUGCAUUUUGGACUUGUCGUCGGCAGGUUGGCGACAGUUGUCCAGUGGCAGCUUGGCUAACCUCAGAUAUUGACCCCGGCUCUCGAACCAAGAUUUUAUCUUUCUUUUAACCCAGCAAGGAUUACUCUAAACCAGAGCUUCCCAAAUACCUGUAGAUAGUUCCUUAGGCGUUGUAGAACUACAAAUCCCAUGAUGCUUUGCAUGCCUUUAGAAUGACAAAGCACCAUGGAAGCUGUAGAUUUAACCCCUUAAGGACACAUGACAUGUGUGACAUGUCAUGAUUCCAUUGUAUUCCAGAAGUUUGGUCCUUAAGGGGUUAAAACAUCUGGGUUCUAAAUAUUGGGCACCUGUGCUCUAAACAAAAACAGUUCCUUUUUAGGGGGGGAGAGGAUUUAUCACUAUUUUUGGUUGAAGUAACUCUUUAUUCUCUAUAUUUGCCAUGUUGUAAUUGAGAAGCUGAUUGUGCUGUUGGUUACACCGUGUACAUGCUAUAGCUAUGCUAGGUUGGGUAUGGUCCUCUAACCGACUGUCUAUUUCUCUUUUCAGGUGAACCCCGGAAGUAUGAUCCAAACUUCAAAGGUCCGAUCCAUAACAGGUAAUAAUGAGAUUGGUGGCAAAGGAGGCUAUAAUUUAUUCCACCAAUGCUGCUAAUAUAAUGUAUUAAACCUGUUACAGUAAUUCAGUAACAUAAAAACAUGAUGAAAAUACUGCUAUGGGUGGACAUUUAAUUCUGUUUAAAACCACAUUCCACUGCUAAGAGAAAUGCAGGAUGAUGUGUGAGAUAGAAUGCCUGUCUUUGCUCAUCUGCAGUUAGAGUUGGAAAUUCUGGGACAAUUGUUGAAACAAUUUUUUUUUUCUCUCUCUGAAUUACUGUUACUAAAGUAGAAUUGUCUCAAAACUCGAGAUAUGUUGAUAAACAGUAAAUUCUGAAUUUGUAUAAAUUGGUCAUUACAUCAGAUUAUUGACAUACAAAAGCUGACAAAGGACGUGACAAGACUAAAGCGCCACCAUUUGUCAACCUGGAGGCCCCAAAUAAUGAAAUGUAGUCCCAAAUAUUCCUUAUGUAUAUCUCAAAAAUAUUGCCAGGGGAGCAUGCCAAUACAACAAAAAAAUAAGUGACACACGAUAAGGACAAGAUUGUGGUCCUUAAGUGUAGUGUGUGUUUUUAUUAUUUGGUCGUUCCCCCAUCCCCUUUUUCUUCCCUUGUAGCAAAACUAUAGACAUUUGAAAACCACAGCAUUAAUAUGAGGGCAAAACGUACCAAUUAUAUUUAAUUUGUGAUAAUUCUCAGUGUUUCUUCAUCGGAUUAUGAAUAAAGUCCUUUAGUGGGUUAACUGCUUUUGAUUAUUGCCAUAUUUUUUUUAAUUUUAUUUUUAUACUUUUUUCCUUUUUUUUUUUUUCUAAAUUGUGAUGAUUAAUGCAUGACAUGUGGCGUUUUGGUUUUUCGCCUGUUUAAAAUUACAUUUAUUUUCCAUAAUAGACAAUGGAUGCCAUUGUUGUGACACAUCUUGUUCAUUAUUUGGGAAUAGUCUCUGCAAUAGAUCUUUUAAGCUGGAUGACAUUUGAUUCUUUGAUAAUUGUCUUUUCUUAGCUGUGCAUUCUACGUAGGUUUUUUUUUUUUAAUAAACUGAACAAAGCCUUUUCAGCUAUUGAUUGGUGCUUAAUAAACAGUAAAACAGAGUAUCCCUUAAAACAUUUUGCUGUCAAACGACACAAUUAUAACCUUAAGCUUGACUAGCUUUUCUAAAGGCAUACCUACCCUAGCGUGUUAUACUACAUAAACAUUACCUACUAGCCUGUCAACCUCAAAUACAUAGAUAAGCGGGUUACUUAUAUAUAUAAUAAAUGCGUAGACCAACAUGUGACCUAGCCACUUGAAUGCUGUUACCGACAAACAUGUUGAAUCGUACAAAGCUUAAUGUUGUCUUAAAUGAUCCUUAAAUGAUAAAAACGUGCUAAGUUUAAAUAAGCCACGAAAAUGUUUUUGAAUGUCGUAUUUGGGACAGCCACUAGAGGAUUUAGAGGCUGGAUUAACCUAUUUAUAAACAUAGCAGUUUCUCUGAAACUGCUAUGUUUAUAAGAAAAAUGGGUUAAUCCUAGAGGGACCUGGCACCCAGACCACUUCAUUAAGCUGAAGUGGUCUGGGUGCCUAGAGUGGUCCUUUAAGCAAGGUCAUCAGACACUCUUUUACGCUAUCUAGAGAUUAAAAGACACUCUAAGCAGCAAUUUAAGCACAUAUUUGUGAAUUGGGCUGUGUAAAAAGUAAUGACCGCUGCAGUAUGAAUUUAAAGCCGUCUCAAUCUUUCUAUGUGACGAUUGGAACUGUAGCUAGGGAAUAAGCCUCUCAUCCAAUAAACAACUGCUGGAGAGAAGUUUAUGGCAGUGGUUCCCAAGGCAAACUUCAAAACGUGAAGAAUCUCCGAGACACACCAACUUAUUCUUUUAACUUUUAUCAGUAACUCCUGAAUCUCACAUUUACUGGAGAGAGAUGCUCCUCGUCAAACUUAUUUAUUGGGUUUUAAUUAUCAGCCAGAUACACAGGAAGCUCAUUUUUUUAAUGCUGACCCUUUUUAAAGACAAACUUUUUUUUAAGGACUGCACUCCUAUUACAACCUAUGACAGUCUUAAAUGUAGUUGUAUUUGUGGCACACUGGUUGACUUCAGAGAUCAGAAUGAGAGGCUCCUGAUUGGUGGUGCCACUUCCUGGUUUUGGUUGAGCAUACUUUGCAUGAUGAAGAUGGAUAUCAAAUGACUUUCAUAAUGUAUCCAUUUAAAGUCCUUGUCGCAUACACACACCACCAUAAAUUUUUUAUAAUAAUCACAGGUCCCUUUAAAAAAAACCAAAAAAAAAACCCUAUGUUUGACCCUGGCUUGGAAUAAUGAAUCACAAAGUCUUGCAUUGUACGUGACAAUGUGUAUCUCUCUUUUUGGGCUGCUUAUCAGAUAAGAUGGUAUCUCUGUUCUUACAAUGCUGUCAGAUAGUUCUAAAAACACCCUGUGGAAAGUUUAAAUUUUAAAAUGCUGCAAUCCACUCUAUAAUCUUUAGUGCUCACUCACAGGAAAUGACAGAAUGCUCGUAACUCCCUUCAUUAUCAAAAAUGUGUAUAAUUGUAUAAAUUGAUUUUCAGUUGGAUCACCUCGCUCUAUUAGGUCUCUGCAAAUAGGCCGAAAAUGCCCCUGACAUGACAUAGCAACCUUUAAAAAAGGCAUCCUUGGCAUUUCAUUCAGAUUAACCAAUUUCCCAUAAUUCUGUGGUGCAGUAAGCUUUCCUCAGUUGUGUUGAUUUGAUGGGGGUGUGGGGUAGUGGGGGAGUAGUUAGGUGGACAAGCUACAUACCCAUUAAGAUUAACAGCAAAUCAAAGUGAAUCCAUGACCGUAGGAGUGUGCCUGGGGGGUAUCCUUGCACAUUGGCUUCACCAUAACCAUUGGGAUGCUCUAAUUAAAAUUAUCAGAAAGGCAUGCAUGCUAUUACAGGAACUGAAAUUUAAGAUUUUUCUGAUUUGGAAAGAAUCUGAAUUUUUAUUAAAUGACAGAAGGUCUAUAUUUCACUUUAAAAUUAAAACAAAAACAAAAAAACAGGAAGGUUUUCUUCUGCUCGGGUGGCUCCACAAGGCUAACGGAAGUAGCUGGAGCGCUAGACUGGAGCAUGCCUGCUCUCUUUCCCUUCUCAAUGAGCCGUAUGUCAGGGUCUUACCUGAGAUGGGAGUCUUUAGUGCAGAUAGACACAGUCCAAGGUGACCAGGUAAGAAGCCACCUGGACUGUAAAUCUGUGCACUGGGGCUGUAAAAGGAUUCCAAUGCAGUACCAACAAGGAUAAUAUGAGGUCAAUAUGGAGUUGAAGAUCAAGAGACAGGAACAUAGGAACGGAACGUUAUUUACACACAGGAGGCAGGAUCUGGAAGGCUAUUAAAGGACCACUAUAGUGCCAGGAAAACAUACUCAUUUUCCUGGCACUGUAGGGUCUCUAGGUCCCCCCCUCCUGCCGGGCUCUGGGGUGAGGAAGGGGUUAAACACUUACCUUUUCUCCACCCCCAGGCUCCCUCAGUGGUGGGGACUCUCUCAGCCAGUCCAUAGGAAAGCAUUCUCAAUGCUUUCCUAUGGACACUGGCGUCUUCUCACUGUGAGAAUCACAGUGAGGAGCGCGGAAGCGCCUCUAGCGGCUGUCAAUGAGCCAGUAGAGGCUGGAUUAACCCAUAGGUAAACAUAGCAGUUUCUCUGAAACUGCUAUGUUCACAGCAGAAAGGGUUAAUCCUAGAUGGACCUGGCACCCAGACCACUUCAUUAAGUUGCCUAUAGUGGUGUGUACAGAGACUGUGUAAGUCACGUGUAGGGAGGUGUGACAAGGGCUGCAUAAACAAAGUAACAUUUGAAUACUGGGAAGAAAAAUUAUAUUUUAAUUAACCCCUUAAGGACCAAACUUCUGGAAUAAAAGGGAAUCAUGACAUCUCACACAUGUCAUGUGUCCUUAACGGGUUAAACAAAUUAUUUUUAUUUUUUAUUUAUUUUUUGGUCUGGCUUUAGGCCCAGUAUUGCAAAAAUUACAAAACAAAAUGGCCAUGUGCGGCUUCAGUAUCCCAUGAUACCUAUGCUCUAUAUAGAUGGAGGUUGUUUUGGAAGUAGUUUUUUUUUUUCAGAUGAGGCAGGAUGCAAACUUCCAUUUGGCAUGUCUUUAAACUGGCAGAGACUGCAAGUCAUCAUCUGUUCCUGCAGAUAAACCAGAGUGUAAAUAAAUCCUUGCGAUAAAAUGGUCUUAAAAUGUUUCUUUUUUUUUUUAAUUUUACAGAAGCUGCACGGAUAUCCUGUGCUGUAUACUUAUUGUACUUGGCAUCAUUGCAUACGUGGCUGUAGGAAUUGUGGGUGAGUACACCCUGAAGCGUGUCAACAACAGGCCUGCAAAGAAACUGGUUACAUUACAUUUCUGAACUUAAGAUAUUUGCAUGUUUCGUACUCCACACUAAAACUGUAAAACCACUUCCUAUAUAUUUUGUAAUAAAGCAUUAGUUAUUUAUUAAGGGUGUUGUUUAGAUGUUUUUGUUUUUUUUCAUAACUUUGUUGAUUAAGGUUCGCUGAAAAGUAAAUUAUAGCUUAUAGAAAUGUAGAUGUAAAGGGUAAAUCGCUGAAAGCAUAAAAUGUAAAGCAAAAAAAUUUUAAAUAACAAAACAUUUCGAAGUUUUUACAGCAUUACAUUUUCACUUUAAAUAUAAAGCUGUCACAGUGCUCUGAUCUGUGUGUGAGGGAUGUUGCUGUGCUAUGAUAGUCGUGGUGCUCGGAUUUAUUUGCAAUGGGUACUUGUUUUGCUCUGAUUUGUGACAUGGGAAGUAGCAAGGCUCUGAUUUAUUUGCAAUGGGUAGUCGCUUUGCUCUGAUUUGUGACAUGGGAAGUAGCAAGGCUCUGAUUUGUGUGCGGGGCAAUCGCUUUGCUCUAUUUUGAGUGAGGGCAAUCGCUUUGCUCUGAAGCCGGUACAAUGGUCGUUAGCAGGGCUCUUAUUUAUUUGUAAUGGGCAGUCGCGGUGUUCUUAUUUGUGUGAUGGGCAGUCACUUUGCUCUGAUUUGUGUGCGGGGCAAUCGCGUUGCUCUAAUUGGUGUGAGGGGCAAUCGUAGUGCUCUGAAGCAGGUACAAUGGUCAUUAGCAGGGCUCUUUAUUUGCAAUGGGCAGUCGUGGUGCUCUGAUUUGUGUGAGGGGCUGUUGUAGUGCUCUGAUGCAGGUACGAUGGGCAGUUGCAAUGAUCUGAUUUGUGUGCUGAAAUGUCAAGGACUUUAGAAACCAGCUAUUUCAAUGUCCUGUCUGUCUAUGUUCAGACUCUCUUGUUAAAGGGAUACUCGAGUGCUAGGAAUACAAAGUGUAUUUCUGGUAAUAUCGCUCCUUCUCCCUCGCACCCACCCUCCCCUGUAAAUCAAGGAUUAAAAACAACCACUGGAGGCAGACUUAAAAAAAAAAAAAAAAAAUUGUAAACAAUACAGUUUCUCUGGAACGGCAAUGUUUAACAUUGCAGCACUAAGUGCGAAAGGACAGUGCCCCCACACCACUUCAAUUAGCUGCAGUGGUCUGGGUGCCUAUAGUGUCCCUUCAAAGAUCCUCUCCAAGUAGGACUGGUCAUGUGACGUAAUGCCACAUUUGGCCAAUAUUGUUUGUUCACAAAACUCCUCUAAUGCCUCUCAUGUGCAAGAGCCGUUGGCAGACAGAAGGGCCACAUUGUCUGGACUGUCAUUACAAAAUCAAGAUGCUUGCCAACUAUCGGUUAUACAUGUAUAGAUCUUCACAUCCCCUCCUAACAGGCAGAGUGCAAUCCAUGUCUAAUUCACUGCAGUAUAAAGGUUACGUGAAAACCAGACUCUUCCACUUGUAAUCAAGAUAAAGGGAAACGUUUACUUGGAUUUUAACCAAACAAGGUGGAGUGGUCAAUAGCAAGGUUGUAUAUAUUAUUCAGAGAGCCGUUUGGGCACUCCUUAGAUUUAGUGUUUGUAUUUGUCUGUUUACGUAGGGUUUCCUAUGAAUCGUGGUCUAGUUGGCUACACGGGAAGUGGAUAACCUGUUUCUAUAAAGUAUCUGCAGAUCCAUGAGGCUUGACAAAUAAACAUCUAACGAGUUGGCAAUCAUUGUCUGUAUAGAUUGUGGUCUCAAUCUGCGCUGAAUUAAAUAUGAAUCGCAAACAUUCUAUUUGAUUAUCGGGAUGUUCUGCUUGGUAUAAAAAGAGAAAAUGAACUCAAAUCAUAAGGUUAUACUAAUCGUUCAUUAAAAAAAAGGCUAAUUGAAAUGAAUAUAUUAUGGUGCUCAGGGUUCCUUUAAUAAAACAACUGUGAGACUGAUCACAGAACCUCUAAUUCCUCUGUAAGCUGCAAUCUAAACUCCUUGCCUUCAUGACUCAUCUAAUACCAGUUUUAGCUGAUUAUUUCAGCUGGGCCGUCAUUUUAUUUUUAAACUCACACUACACUGCAAGAUUAAUAAAAGCUUUUACAUGUGUGUGGCGGAGCUCCAGUCCUCAAGCUGAGUGUUUCCAGUAGUCUCCCUCCCUUGGUCGCUUUGUUGUGAAUAGGACAACAUAUCUAUACUGUACAAAAUAUGUAUUCACCCUACAAGGAGGUGAUUCACUAUCUCUAAUAACAUUCUCCCACCAUCCAGUCAGGGCACUGGGAGAGUGGAUCCCUAAAACCCACUCGCAAAACAUUGGAACUCCUACAAACGAGACAUCCUUGGUUAGCUCUUCCCCUCAGCUUCCCUUUGUGCAAAAAACACCCUUAUUGUACAUAUGGUAUUUAAUCGCCAACCUGUCCGCUAAGUUCCGAUACAGUGUAUAGUUUAAUGCGGCUGGCUUUGCACCCCUGAGUCUCUCCCUUUUUCGUUAGCGGGGUGUUUUAGCUACAGGACAGCUAUAGACCAAUAGACUGUGCUUGCUAGGGGAAGUUGGAGUGCCAGUUGGAGACAAACGGUGCUUUUUACUCGAACAAAGUCAUUAAAAGCAACCAAAACAACUUUAGUGUAAUGAAGCAGUUUUGGUGUAUAUAUAAUGCCCUUGCAGUCUCUCUGCUCAAUUCUCUUCCAUUUAGGAGUUAAAUCACUUUGUUUAUGCAGCCAUGGUCACACCUCCCUACAUGGGACUUACACAGCCUUCCUAAAAACUUCCUGUAAAGAGUCAACUAAUGUUUACACUUCCUUUAUUGCAAUGAAUGCAUAUUUAAUUUAGAAUUGUAUGUUUAUUUAGAAUUUCUUAUCCCCUGCUCUCUUAAUAGCUUGCUAGACUCUGCAUGAGCCUCUCAAAUGUAAUUCAAGUUCAGUUUAUAGAGCAAGAGAUAAAAACUUUUAAAGUAAGUUUACAUCUGAUUAAAAAUUAAAACAUUUUUUUUUCUCAUGAAGGCUGUGAGUUUCAGCUAGAUGUGGUUUGGCUAGGGCGAAAUAAACAGAAACAAAUUGAUUUAACUCCUAACUGGCAGAUACUUGAGCAGUGAGCCUACAGGGGCAUGAUCUAUACACAAGGACUGCUUCAUUAAGCUAAAGUUGUUUUGGUGACUAUAGUGUCCCUUUAAAUUUUGCAAUCCCAUUUCAGCUGGCAGAUUAGUAGGUAUUCCAAUUACUGAAUUCUGAACGUUGGCUACUUUAGUCUCAGUUUUGCUAUUUGGCGUUUAGUUUGCUAAAUUGUUAUUAUAGCUAAGCUGGGGUUUUAUUAUUUAUUUUCAAAACCGCUACAUUUUCUGAUUCUGUUUUCAAAUUCCAAACCAUUUACCGUCUGGGUUUAUAGAUUCUGGGUUUAUUGAUUUGAAUGCAUUUUGGGUUUAGUUCCUGCCACUUUACAUGGCUCGCUGCUCUGUAUAGCAUGCAGAUCUUUUUUCAUAGUUACUUCCACAAUUCUAUGCAAAUACUGCUUUCUGUUUAAGGCUGUCUUGUUUUUUUUUCACCUUUGUGAAACUUUAUAUAGUACCACACCUGGGCAUGGAACGGAGUUUAUAUCCUUUUUAAAAUUUUUCUGUUUUAGUGUAGUUUUUAGCUUGUUGCUUAUAAAGCUUUAAUUGUAUUUACUCCUACAACAAGGGGCCUGACCCAAUUACUUAAAAUAAUGUAAAUUUUUCUCUUAAUUUUGUAUUUUAACAUACCUGCCAUAAAUUCAGCGUCUGAUUACAUAAUUCAGUAAGUGGUCGAUGCAUUAGAUGAAACAAUGAGAGAUGAUAAAUGAGAGACCAUACAACAAAAUAUAGUGUAUUAUUUACUUUACUGAUGAUUAUAAAUAAGAGAAAGGAAUUGCACUUAGUUAUUUUGGAUUGUUGAAUCGACUCCAAAUAUAUUUGCUUGGAGCCGAUUCGAAGCUUCAAAAACUGUAAGUGUAAUUUCUUAUUCACAAAUUCUGGAAUAAAAGGGAAUUAUAACGGAAUAUUUCCGUCAUGUGAUCUUAAAGGGUUAAAAAACAAAUUCUUUUAGAAUCCCACUUUCUAUAUUCUUCACCAACUUGCUAGGGUUUUCUCAUUGCUUUAAAAAUACCGCUGUACGUGAUAUCAUGUGUAUAGUAGAAAGAUGACCAUAUGAAUUGCAUCUCCCAGAUUCCCCUGCUGUGCCCACAAGGCACUACUGUGUGCUAGAAAACUAAGUGAAUCACUUCCUGGUUUGAUGAAAGCUCAUUGCAGAAGCUGCAUAGCUUGCGGAUUUGCAGUAAAUGCACAAGGUUUUAAAGUAGUCCUUUUUUCAUUUUCUGUUUACUCAUUAAAAUCUCUCUUUAAUGGCAUGACAGCUGGAAAGUGUGUUGCUUGUAUGUCUGUUUUUGAUCUGUAUAGCAUGUUUACUGUUUGUAGGACCUACAUUUAAAGGGCAAAAGACUUUGUAAAAUUAUAAAUAGAUUCCAACUUGAUUCAGCCAUGCAGAGCCUCCUAUUCUUAUGAUCACCAAGGAAUCUUGUCUUUUUCUUGCAGCCUGGACCUAUGGAGAUCCACGCAAGGUGAUCUACCCCACUGACAGUCGUGGUCAGUUCUGUGGUCAGGCCGGGACCCCCAAUGAGUGAGUAAUGGCUCUGUGCACAGUUGGGGUGUAUUAGGACGGGUGAUAUCGUAGUCACUGCUGACUGCUCUUACCUCUCUCUUUGCGCCUAUUUGCAGGAAGAAACCUUUCCUAUUCUAUUUUAACAUCAUGAAGUGCGCCAGCCCCCUUGUUCUCCUGCAGUUCCAGUGCCCAACAACACAGGUGAGUAAUUACCUACGUCCCUCAGAAUGUCAGUCCCAGGAGUUCCUCCAACUACUCCCUAAAGGGGUCACUGACAAAAUGACAAAAUCUCUAGUGGUGUUUGGAUACUAAGCAAAUGAAACCAAAACCCUUGUCUGCCGUAUACUGUUUACCACCUACUUGAUUUUCCUUGGCACAGGAGAAUUGUGUAUAAAUGAAAUGAUGCCAACACGGCCAUUUAAAUCCCUCCAAGUUACAGAACUGUGCCAGUGUAAAGGUAGAGAGGACCCUAUGUGUUGGAGCUUGGCGCACAAUCCUAGACUCAAAUUCAGAUAGAAGCAUAUUAAUUGAGACGUUUUGAUUAUAUCUGCAUGCAAGCGUUACAGACUUCUCUGCCUUACUGCCUUAUACCUACCAUUAGAUACAUGUAGCUUCCACAAUUUAAAUGGUAAUAAAUGAAUUGUUACAGAUUCACAGUUUAUUUUUACAAGCAUAAGUAUCUUGUAUGUAAAGAUACCUGGAUAGAUCCUGUUCUCAAGUGACGCUCUACACAGGGUGACUGGCACUGCAUAUUGCACGUCAUCCAACCAAUGGGUCCUUUAGCAAGCUUUGGCGGGAUUGAAACAUGUCCGCUCCAGCUUGGUAAGGCUGAAUAAAGGACCCUGCAUUGGAUCCAGAUUUGUGGACUUUAUUUUGACUGUGACUGUUGUGGGUGAAGACCAAACUCUGAUUCCCAGCGUGGUGAAUGCCUGUCUGCUUAAAUUGAGAUUAUGUGUAUACGUGGGUAUUGUUUGUCUAUACGGAGUAUUGUGUAUGUCUAUACGGGAUAUAGUGUGUGUGUGUGUGUGUGUGUGUAUAUGGGGUUUUGUGUAUGUGUGUGUAUUUGGGUUAUUGUGUUUGUCUAUACGGGAUAUAGUGUGUGUGUAUUUGUAUAUGGGGUAUUGUGCGUGUGUAUAUAUGGGGUAUUGGGUAUUUUGUGUGUGUGUGUAUACAGGGUAUUGUGUGGCUGUUUAUCUACAGGAUGUGCAUGUUACAACCCCCGACGGCUGCCCCAUCACUAAUUAGUCCCUCUUCCAAAACACAUUCCGGUAGAGGAGCUGGAGGGACACAGUGUUAUCAAAAUAUCACCAAAGGGUGAUGGACUGAACUAAAGAAAGAAAACAAACCAAAAUAUCAAAAUUGUGUCUGUUUCCCUGGAAAGUAACUCUCACCAAACGUAUGCAAGCCGGAAGCCGGUGCCGCCCUAUUAGUAAAGUAACCGUAGUCCUGACCCUAAAUUAAACAAAAGGGAAAAAAAAAACAUGUUGGUCUCUAUUACACAAAAUGCCAUGUGCUCUUGUGGUAUAGAUCACAAUGUAUCCAGGACCUAUUGAUGGCACUAUUUUCCCACUAUAAACACUUCACUGGUGCGUGUGUGCGUGUGCGCGUGCGUGUGUAUGUGCGUGCAUGCAUUAUAUAAAAUUGCUGAUUCCCUCUUCUUUUUGAUCAUAUUUUUCUCUCUCUGUGAAUAAGCAUUCCCUGUCUUAUUACGUUUAAUCCAUUUACAGUGUGUGAAAGUGCAUUCCUUGCCCCACCCAUUUAUCGUCUCUUCCAAGACCUGACAUAAUGAAGCCUGUGUAGAGAACUGAAACCUUUAGUUGCUUUAUGUACAUUGCAUUUGAGGCCUGGGGCUACUUACUGUAUUUUAUUAGUACAGGACAAAUCACUCAUAAUAUGGGAGAGACUUGUUUCUACCAGCACUCCAGCUGCUGUUCACCACUAUUCUCAGCCUCAGGGGUCACCGGGCAAAUGUCAACAUUGUAAACCGGCUCCCCUGUUACACAUGAAGAAGGAUUACAUAGAAAGGCUCUAGAACAGUGGUUCCCAAACCAGUCCUCAAACACCUCUACCCGUCCAUGAUUUUGGAAUUACCUAGUUCUGUCUACGGUGUUUUUAGAAAAAGAAAAUACCGUAGACACUACUGGGCAAUCCCUAAAUCCUGGACUAGUUUGGGAACCACUGCUCUAGAAUAAAUGUGUAAAUAAGCUGGAUCUUGCCGCACAGAGACAGGAGGGAACUAUGGGACAUGGAGUCUGUCCCUCCCAGCACAGGGUGACACAGACAGGACAGAGCUAUGUGACAUGGAGUCUGUCCCUCCCAGCACAGGGUGACACAGACAGGAGGGAGCUAUGGGACAUGGAGUCUGUCCCUCCCAGCACAGGGUGACACAGACAGGAGGGAGCUAUGGGACAUGGAGUCUGUCCCUCCCAGCACAGGGUGACACAGACAGGAGGGAGCUAUGGGACAUGGAGUCUGUCCCUCCCAGCACAGGGUGACACAGACAGGAGGAAACUAUGGGACAUGGAGUCUGUACCUCCCAGCACAGGGUGACACAGACACACCAAAAGGUUAAUAGGACAAAUGUGUCUACAAUUAUAUGACAUAAUAUAUUAUUUUGCUUAUGAUUUUUUACUCUUCCAGAUUUGCGUGGACCAGUGUCCGGACAGAUUCCUCACUUACUACUCUGUUAUCGCCACUCAACAAAACUUUGAUUACUACAAACAGUUCUGCAGACCCGGAUUCAAUAACUUUUCAAAGGUAGCUAAUGAAACCUGAAAACAUGUUCUUCAUCAGUGUACAGAUACUGAGCAUCAUUAUACAGUGCAGCAUGUUCCUUAUCAGUAUCAGAUAUCUGUAUAUAAGUCUACAGGUUUAUUAAUCGGCCCCGAGGCAUAUCCCUGUUAGCAGAAGGUUAUAUAAACAGAAUACAGAGUAUUUCAAGAAUGUUUAACUGAUCCUAUUCUUAAAGGGAUACUAUGGACACCAAAAUAGUUUUGGCUUAAUUAAUUAGUUUCUAUGUAUAUAUAUCAUGCCCCUCCAGUCUUACUGUUGAAUUCUCUGACAUUUAGGAGUUAAAUCACUUUUGUUUCUGCUUAUGCAGCUCUAGUCACACCUCCCCUGGCUUUGGCUCAAACACAGCCUGCAUUGAAAUAAAGGUUUUACUUUAAGUCAGAGGUUAACUUGCUUUAGAAGUUUGUAAUCUGCUCUGUAAAUUGAACUUUAAUCACACAUCGGAGACUCCUGCAGUGUCUAGAAUGCAUUAACAGAGCAGGAGAUAAGAAAUUCCAAAUUAAACAGAAUGUGCAAUAAAGGAAGUGUAAACUUUAGAUGACUCUUUAAAGAAAGUGUUUAGGGAAGCUGUGCAAGUCACAUGCAAGGAGGUGUGACUACGGCUGUGUAAACAAAGUGAUUUAACUCCUAAAUGGCAGAGAAUUGAGCAGAGAGACUGCAGGGGCAUGUUCUAUACAUCAAAACUGCUUCAUUAAGGUAAAGUUGUUUUGAUGCCUAUAGUGUUCCUUUAAUUUGUGCAUAACUUGUGCUAAUUGUGAAGUAAGUGACUUUAAUUUUGAAAGCCUACAGAGGAGAUGUAUAGUCUAUCCAACGACUACUGCAAAAGACCAAGGGAUGGAUCUAAUAUUCCUGUAAAUAGCCUGUGGGUUUAUAAAAAGGCCUGACAGGAAGACAGUCUCCCAUUUAUUGCGAUAGGCGAAAAAGUACAGCCAAUAUGAACGUAGCGUUUGCUUAAUGAUCACUCCUUUACACCGCAAAUUGCAUUAUAAUUACUAUAGCACCAACAUAAGCCGUAGCGCUUUACAAUUCUAAAAUGGGGAUAUUUGAAAAGUAAUUCACAUAUGGACUAUAACAGGGACAAGAGGUGAACAAGACGCUGUUAUAAUCAGUGCAGCGUUGUGAUUGGUUCUACAUCCAUUCAUUCUGCCUUGUGUACAGUAUGGUAAAUAGUGGUGGUGUCAGUGAAACAAUGUAUUCUCUCCUUCACAUUUUUUGUUACUGCAAAUGGGUUAAUAAUAGACUGGUUAAUCUAUCUGGUUAUUCAUUAUUUUAAAGCUGGUAUUUUGGUUUCCCCAUCGUUUUGUUGUCAUUAUGCGCUUUGAAAUGUUUUUCUUUAUUUGCAGAGUCUGAAUGAGGUGUUGAGAGAUCGAGAUUGUCCUGCCAUGAUUACACCAAGCAAGCCAUGUGAGUGUGGUGGGAUGAGGUCUUAAUAAAAUAAUUCCCAGACACCCUAUCCCUUUCUAAGCUUAUUCAGUCACCAUCGUAGAUAAUCUCAGAAAGUCUCUAAAAGAAAGAAUAAAAAAAUGUUUUUAUUUUUUUCACUCCUCACAUGCAGUUUGAAGCAUUAUGUGUAAAUAGUUUGUGUCCCUUUUUUUCCAUUUUACAAAAAGUUCACAUUUCAAUAGAAACUGGCACUUUUAUAAAUGUGCCUUGCUACACACCCUGGCUGUCAAUCAGACAACCCAGUCUGUUACUUCCUGGUUUGUUUAGCUCAGUGAAGCAUAUGUCUUUGGAAGGCAGGUUCUCUGGGCAAUUGUCUGCCUCUUGAGUUCUCACUGAGGGAAGUCAGUGAUUGGACAGUCACAGAAAGGCUGGGCGGGGUUAGAAUGGGAAGGUUUGCAAAGGCAGCAGACAAGAGAUCUGCAGGUUUUGUAAGCUGUUUUUACAUAUACCCCCAAUACAAAAUGCAUAAUUAAAUGCAUGCAUACGUUCAUUAGGAGUCUGUGCACUAAAUAGUGAUUUAUGUGGAUAGUAGAAUGUCCAUUUUUAAGCUUGAGAAAGACACUUUAAAAGGACACUCUGGGCAUUAAUACAAAAUCAAUUUGUUGAAUAGAUGUUGGUCUCAUUAAUUUGCUGUAUAUUUUUUUGUAUGCUCAAAUCUUUAUAGGUUUUGCACAAAAUAAAUAAAGAUUUUGCAGAAUUCUGCUUCAUAAGCUUGCCUCCUUAGCCAUGCCCCCUGAUGCCAGAAAUAAUUUAUUAUCAAAGAUAUGAUAUGCACACAGAGUGAGCGCCAUUUGAUUCACAACCUGGCUGCAGACAGUCAGAGAAACUACAAACAGUUAGUGAUAUCCUCACUAUUUGUCUCUCUGGGUGUCCUCUCCUUCUAAUUCAAGUUGUUUUGUGGUUCAGACCACUCAGUACUGUGAAUGGCUAAACUGUGUACAUACAUUUGAUAAGGAAGUCUUUUUCUGGUAUCGGGGGGUGUGACUAAAGAGGCAGGCUUAUGGUGCAGAAUUCUGCAAAACACUUCUUUAUAUUAUGCAAAAAGUAAAGAUUGGAGCAUGCAUAAAAUAUAGCAUGUUAAUGAGGCCAAAACCUAUCAAAUGUAUUAAGUAAUAUUGGUCCCCGGAGUUUCCCUUGAAAGUGGCUCUGUGUCGUCGUCCCCGUCCUUCCCAAACCUACAGUUCUCUAAUUGCUCUUCUCUUCCUUUUUCCGAAUCUGCUCUUUUUUUCUACUUUUCAUGUGUUUUUUCCAACUCUUGACAAAGACCACAGAUAAAUAAAUGCUCCACUUCUUUUGUUAUCUGCCAUGUCCACAAUACUCACAUUUCCAUCAAGUCUGUCAUCUUUUUGGUCUUGCAAACUCUGUUCAUGAAAGCUUGUGGAUUUCUGGGCAUGGGUGGCCAGCUUUCAUUUCCAAAGGUAGUGGAAGGACGGGGGAUGGGGUGAAAGGGGAAAGAAGAAAAAUACUUUUGGGGGGAGUGGGAACUGCCCAUGAUAAAGCCAUUUUAACGUUUAAACGUAGGUAGUUCACUAUUUUUCACUAUUUGACAAAACAAGUUUAGCUUAUUAUACAGACUGAGUUAAUUUAGAACACUGUGUAAGCUAGAAUUCCUUUCCAGAGGUCUGGUGGACUCCCUCUUCCUGCUCUGCAAGUGCUCCCAUCAGGUCGGCCUGCCCCCGUGUGAUUUGUAUGUUUUCUUUUCACUACAUCAUACUAAAUGCCAUGCAUUUUAUUUCCAGUCACCAGAAGAUGUUUCCCGGCAAUUAAUUUAAAAAAGGGGGUUGUGAUGGUUGGAAACUCGACUACAUUUGAUGAUGGGAUAGAUCAAAAAUCGCGAAAUAUUACUGAUCUUGUGGAAGGUGCAAAGUAAGUACCGUAAUCCAGGGUCCAGACCUGAAAAGAACUUCAGUAUCCAACAUAACACAGAGAACGACCAUUGUUCCAACCUAACAGGGCCAAUAUAUCGAUGCAUUCUAUCCAAAUGCUAUUAGAAUACUCUUAAACAAUAAUGAUCUAAAUAAUUGGCAUUUUUGCUUUCUAUGGUAUGGGAAAACAUUUGCACCUUUUAUUCUCAUAUUCCAAAGAAGAAAAAAACCUAAUUAACAAAGGGGUCGAGAGGAGAAACAUGGUAAUAUCAAAUAAGGGAGCUUUUAAAAAAGAGGGACACAUUUGGUAGGUGUACAUACUGUUUGCUGUGGAGAUACAUAUAUACAAUCUUGAUUUGUUCACGGAGUAUGGAUUUUCCAGAUGGCCAAAACUAAAAUACUGUGAACCUAUCGUAAAUAUUGGACACUAUAAUAAAAAACUAAUUAAAGAAAAGAUCUACCAGAAUGUGUCGUAAAUAAUUUGUGACAGAGCAGCCAAACACCAAGAUAGACCAAGAGACAAAUGUCUGAAAGAUUGAGAAGGUGCUAGUUUUUGGGUGUUAAAUAGGAUUUCUGACUUUUGUUGAUGUUUUGAUUUUGGUAAUUGGUAUUACACAACAUUCUAUAAAAAAAAUCAAAUCUAUAUAUAGUUCUACAAAAUCAUGUUUUUCUAGAUUGUGUUUUUUUUUUGUGAUGUAUCUUUAUUGCUAAGCCUGGUUUUUAAGAGAGUCCUACAGUUUUGGAUUUUUUGUUUCUCUGCAGAAAAGCCAAUAUAGUGUUAGAAGCUCGCCAAGUGGCCAUGAAGAUAUUUGAGGACUACACAGUAUCGUGGUACUGGAUAAUCAUGUAAGAGGUUCAUCAUGGUGGGGGCAUUGUGGACAACAUUUGUGUCUUCAGCUGUUGUUGGCACUCAGCUUGCUUGUUUGGCGAGGGCAGUAAGAACGUUCUGGUCAAUCACAAUUGGAGAGACAAAUAUGAUAUGUUAUGUAGUGGACUCAGCAGAAUAUAAAUCUGAUCAAAAUCUACUUGGAUUUUGCCAAGGCAUUUGAUACGGUUCCUCACAAUAGGUUAGUCUUCAAACUAAAAGAAAUUGGUCUAGAUGAAUAUACUUGUUCUUGGGUAGAACAUUGGCUUAAGGAUAGAGUACAACGGUGUCCUUCAGGGUUCUGUUUUAGGACCACUUCUAUUUAACAUAUUUAUAAAUGAAAGCCAUGUAUCAGUGCUUGCAGAUGACACAAAACUCUGUAAAGUAAUAAAACAUGAGCAGUAUAUUGCUUUGCUGCAGAGGGGUUUGUAUAGAUUAGGGGACUGGGCACUAAAAUGGCAGAUGAAAUUUAACGUAGAGAAAUGCAAAGUUAUGCACUUCAGGGGCAAGAAUGCACAAGCAACUUACACCCUAAAUGGUAGUGAAUUAGGGAUAACCACACAUGAGAAGGAUUUAGGAAUUGUUCAAGACAACAAAUUAGGCAGCAAUAUGCAAUGUCAAUCUGCAGUUGCUAAGGCCAGUAAGGUUUUAUCAUGUAUAAAUAGGGGCAUAAAUUCUCGGGAUGAAAAUAUAAUUUUGCCUCUUUAUAAAUCACUGGUAAGACCACACCUUGAAUAUGCUGUGCAAUUUUGGGCACCUGUUCUAAAGAAGGAUAUCAUGGCACUAGAAAAAGUGCAGAGACGAGCUACAAAAUUGAUAAAAGGAAUGGAGUAUUUUAGUUACGAAGAAAGGUUAAAACAUAUAAAUCUCUUUAGUUUGGAAAAACGGCGCUUCAGAGGGGAUAUGAUAUUAUACAAAUUUCUUCGGGCCACUACAAACCAUUAUCUCCUAAUCUAUUCAUAAACAGGGCUAUACAUAGGACACAAAGUCACGCAUUUAGGAAAAAAAGAGAUUUCAUCUAAGGCAAAAGCUUUUUUUUACUGUAAGAACAAUAAGGAUGUGGAAUUCUCUGCCUGAAGACGUGGUUUUAUCAGAGUCCAUACAGAUUUUUAAACAGCACUUGGAUAAAUACAAAAACAUAACAUACAGGGAUAUACAGGGAUAUCAUUUCUAAUUAGUGGGGUAAUAGCUGCUUGAUCCAAGGAGAUAUCUGACUGCUAUUUUGGGGUCAAGAAAGAUUUUUUUCCCUAGUUUGUUGCAAAACUGGAAGCGCUUCAAACUCGUUUUUUUGCCUUCUUUUGUAUUAACAGCAAAACCAUAUGUGAGGAAGGCUGAACUUGAUGGACGCAAGUCUCUUUUCAGCUAUGUAACAAUGCAAAUAACAUGCUUAUUCUGUUCCACAGAGGUCUUGUAAUUGCCAUGGUGAUUAGUUUGAUAUUUGUGGUCUUACUGAGGUUCCUGGCUGGUAUUAUGAUCUGGGUGAUGAUUAUAAUGCUGAUUGCUGUGAUGGGCUAUGGUACGUAUAUCUUGAUUUACCUCUAGUUUCACCAGAUCCCACUUUUGACACCAUUCUGUUAUAGAAUUUUAUUAUAUUCUCUGCUUUCCCGUACACAGGAAUCUUUCACUGCUACAUGGAAUAUGCGCGACUGAAGGGAGAGUCAGGGUCAGAUGUCACGAUCACCGAUAUCGGUUUACAGAUGGAUCUUCGUGUGUACUUGCACUUACGCCAGACAUGGUUGGCAUUCAGUAAGUUGGUGUGCAUUUCUUUAUUGUAAUUGUGUGGGAGGAAGCUGGAACCAUUAUCUACCUGGUAGGAAAAGAAGGUUCGUACUGUAGAUGCUGGUGCCAAAUCUGUGCUGUGUAUAGAUAAUAUGAUGUAGAGUGCGUGCGAGUGGAAGACUGAUACUAACGCCGUAUCUGUAAUUUGUAUUUAGGUUGUGGUAAAGUGUUUACGUAACAUGAUAUCAACACUGAAGCAGCUACUGUUCUUUGUAUAUAUGGUUGUGGUUUGUUCAUGUGAGCAGAAAACUGACAUCACAUCUAGAUAUGUUUUCCAUGUUUUUAAUGAGGAAAGGCGGAAUAUUUGAACGUCUAUUGCUGCUCCUUCUGUAACUCCUCUUUCUGUAAUAAAAUAAACACUGAAAUAAUGGAGGUUUAAAAUUGAUAUUGUGGGCCAGAAAGAUGGUAAACUGAUUAAUCCUGCAAGGCUUUUUAACAAUCUCAUUUUUAAAGUUUAACACCAGGCCAGUGACUUGUUCAAGGGACAGUAUCUAUUGUAACUGAGCAUUUAGAAGUGUAGAAUGCAUUCCUGUAUGUGGCUGUGCUGGAUGGAACAGUUCACAGACCAUAGCCAGCUGGGCUCUAAGUGAGAGAUAAUGGCAAUGUUCGUAUAGUUAUUUAUUGCCCUUAUGCCAUGCUAUCUCUGGGUGUGUGGUAAAGGGAUGGACUAGCCUGCUCUGUCCUGUUAGACGCUCGCAAGCACUGCUUAAUCACACGGUGUCAAGUCAUCUUGCUCUUUGGAUAUAGCUGUACGUCCAGUUAUUUCACCAAGGCUCACACAAUCUCCUUUUGCCUACAGUGAUCAUCCUCUGUAUUAUGGAAGUCAUCGUAAUUCUCCUGCUCAUAUUCCUGAGGAAGAGGAUCAUGAUCGCCAUUGCUCUUAUAAAGGAGGCCAGCAGGUGAGGGAAGCCAUGUUUUAUUGAUUGCUACUGGAAUGCUGAGAUUAUGAUGCUCCUUCUAAGAAACCAGCAUUACCAUGGCAACAAUGAACACACAUGGUGGAAAGUCCAGGAAAUUAAUCGAUCUGAUUUUUCCUUGGAGGUCUCAGACCUUACCUCUUUCUCUCUCUCUCCCUCCCUCUCUCCCUCCCUCUCUCCCUCUCUCUCUCCCUCUCUCUCUCCCUCUCCCUCUCCCUCUUGAUUUGUGCCUGUCUCUAUGACCUCAUCUUAUUCUUGCUCUGUGCCUGUCUCUAUGACCUCAUCUUACUCUCGCUCUGUGCCUGUCUCUAUGACCUCAUCUUACUCUCGCUCUGUGCCUGUCUCUAUGACCUCAUCUUACUCACUCUCUGUGCCUGUCUCUAUGACCUCAUCUUACUCUCGCUCUGUGCCUGUCUCUAUGACCUCAUCUUACUCUCGCUCUGUGCCUGUCUCUAUGACCUAAUCUUACUCUCGCUCUGUGACUGUCUGUCUACUCUGUCUUUCUCGCUCUGUUUGGCCUUAUAUGACUCUCACUCUUUGACGGUCUAUCUUCCCUAGACAUUCAGGGUUAUACACUAUAGGGAGAUUUGUCAGUAAUUCAUAGUGAAUUUCAAAUGCAUUUAAAGCCAAACUAUCUGAACUAGAUGCCUAGCUGACCUGGAGAAUUUAUCCAUUUUGACCUUAAGUAUCAAACUCACUUUACAUUCUCAACCAUCCUCACUACAGUAACAUUAUCUAAUGACCAUUCUUGCAUAGAACACUUAUUAGAAAAGCAUGAUAUAGUUAAAAAUUCACGUGCAAUCACAGAAUAUGUACAUUUUUAAAUAGGACAGAGGAUUUCUAUUUUUUCUUUAUUUUUAAAUAAAUUGUAAUUCAGUGUAUUUGUUAGUUCUUCUGGGAUGAUUCAUAUUUUUAUUAGAAAUACAUGUUUUUGUUGUGUUUAUUUUUGCUCCCUAGCUUCCUCUCUCGAGUUGUCUUUCACAUCCUCUUAUCUGCCUCUGUUUUUCUUCGUGUCUUGCAUGUGGUCUCUGCAGGUUUUGCAUUUCUCACGGCCUCUCUGUCCUUCACUCUCUUUUGCAUUUGUUUUACUCUACUCGUGCUCCUCUGUCUUGCCCUCAUUCUCACGCUCGCUGUCACUUUCUCUCUUUCCAUUUCCUGCCUCUUCAUUACUGCGACUAUCUCUCUGUUUGUAACCUGUAUCCUCUUCUUUCCUCAGGGCCGUUGGGCAUGUGAUGUCCUCACUGGUGUUCCCUCUAUUUACGUUCUUACUUGUAUGUCUGUGCAUCGCGUAUUGGGCCAUCACAGCUGUGUAUCCUUUUAGUACUCACCACUGUACCCUCUGACUGCAGCCCUCAACAGUACUUCCUUUAUCACAAACAACUUUUCCACCUCGUACUACCUGACUGCAUCCCACAAUACACCUAUCCUUCCGUCACCCACAGCGGCUCCCCUGACUGCAUAAUGAUCUUGAUAAAGCAGUCUGUCUCCUACUAUGGAUUUACCCUUCCUAAUACGUAAAGGGACACUCCACACACCUAAAGAGACACUCUUCUUCUAUAUGUGUGAAGUGUGCCCUUUUAUAAUUAUUACAAAAAAGUGCAAAAUAAAAAUACACCUUUUAAAUGCAUGCAUGUUAUAGGAGAAUAGUGGGUGAGUACCAGAGCAAGGCAUCAGACAGCAAUUGCACUAAAACACCACCUUAUACACUCUUCUUCUUAACCUAUUUAGUGAAGAAUCCUUAACCAUUCCUCAGCUUUCUUUCUACCUCCAAUGACGCAGUUUAUAAAGUGUUUAACGAAACACAAUGUGAUUAUUCUGGCAAUAUCUGCAACCCAGAGGUAAGUCCCUAAGACUUCAUAUAUAAUGCUUUUUAAAUGUUACAGGGGGUAUUUAAGUACUUUGCCGUAUCUGAGUAUGUAUCAGUUAAUGACUCCCACACCUCUACAGGGAGGAAAGCAUGUGGGAAUAGUGGACAGGGAUAGCAAUAAAAGGGUCAGUCACUCUGUGACAAUAAACAAUAACUAACUUUGCUACAGAACCAACAUCUCUACAUACACCAUCUCCACCAGAACCAGACACUGCCUCCCCUCGUCCAGAACCAGGCACCACGGCCUGCCCUCGUCCAGAACCAGGCACCACGGCCUGCCCUCGUCCAGAACCAGGCACCACGGCCUGCCCUCGUCCAGAACCAGGCACCACGGCUUGCCCCCGUCCAGAACCAGGCACCACGGCCUGCCCCCUGUCCUGAACCAGGCACCACGGCCUGCCCCCUGUCCUGAACCAGGCACCACGGCCUGCCCCCUGUCCUGAACCAGGCACCACGGCCUGCCCCCUGUCCUGAACCAGGCACCACGGCCUGCCCCCUGUCCUGAACCAGGCACCACGGCCUGCCCCCUGUCCUGAACCAGGCACCACGGCCUGCCCCCUGUCCUGAACCAGGCACCACGGCCUGCCCCCUGUCCUGAACCAGGCACCACGGCCUGCCCCGUCCGAACCAGGCACCACGGCCUGCCCUCGUCCAGAACCAGGCACCACGGCCUGCCCCGUCCAGAACCAGGCACCACGGCCUGCCCCCUGUCCUGAACCAGGCACCACGGCCUGCCCCCUGUCCUGAACCAGGCACCACGGCCUGCCCCCUGUCCUGAACCAGGCACCACGGCCUGCCCCCUGUCCUGAACCAGGCACCACGGCCUGCCCCCUGUCCUGAACCAGGCACCACGGCCUGCCCCCUGUCCUGAACCAGGCACCACGGCCUGCCCCCUGUCCUGAACCAGGCACCACGGCCUGCCCCCUGUCCUGAACCAGGCACCACGGCCUGCCCCCUGUCCUGAACCAGGCACCACGGCCUGCCCUCGUCCAGAACCAGGCACCACGGCCUGCCCUCGUCCAGAACCAGGCACCACGGCCUGCCCUCGUCCAGAACCAGGCACCACGGCCUGCCCCCCGUUCUGAACCAGGCACCACAGCCUGCCCCCCGUCCUGAACCAGGCACCACUGCCACCACACCAGUGUUAAGCCGCAGAAACCCAGCAAUACACUGCCUACAUAAGAGCUAUUGGGGCAAAGCUGUACAGUUCCUAGGUUUGUGCAUGCUAAAGGGUAAACAACCCUUUGUGGCUCACAAAUCUGAAUGUGAAUUCAGUGUUGAGAUUCUGAAACAGAAUUUAGGGUAAAAUUGGUUAUAUCAUCGUUUCUAUACUUUGUGCAAGUGGUUCACUAUAUUUUAAGACUGUGUUUUUUUUGUUUUUUUUGCUCAGUACAUGGAAAGCUGCUUUGUCAACAGAACAAAAAUAGCUACAUUCCUUUGUAGAGUACAACACUUGUCUAUUGUAUUUAUUUAAACUGUAUUCUAAAUUUUUGUUGCUGAGUCAAAAUUGCAGGAAUGUAAAAACAUGUGGACACAAAGUCCUCUGUGAACUUUACAAAAAAAACUUCCAAUCUUUAUUAUAAUCCAAAACAGUUGGCCAUCAAGGAGAUUCAAUUUGUUACCCUAAUGGCUAGAGCUGCACUGUCACGCCAAACCGGCCUAUCUCCUAUCGCUUCCUCUUCUCUUCCUCUCUCAGAAUCUGUUCUUCUUUUCUUCAUUUCUGAUCUAGUUUUCUUUAAAAUGUAAGAUAAAGUAGGGACUACUUUGUCUUAUGUCUUUUUCUUACGCCUGACAUUCUCUGACCAAAAAAGAAGUUUAAGUCGGCUCCAUUUCCUGUGUCUAGGAGGAGGGUGAGUAUUCUGGGAAUACUUUCUUUGACAUGGGAGAUGUAGCUGAAUUAAGCUCCUCCUUUGGUCAGAGAAUGUCAGGCGUAGGAAAAAUACAUAAGACAAAGUAGUACCUACUUAUUUACGUUUUAAAGAAAACUAGAUCAGAAAUUGAGAAAAUAAGAACAGAUUCUGAGAGGGUAAGAGAAGAGGAAGCAAUAGGAGAAAGAUAAGUUUGGUGUGACGGUGCCAAUUCAAGUUGUGGAGCUGAAAUGGAUUUUUGACUCCUGUAUAUUGUGUACGUGGUUCCCCCACCUCCCCAGUAUUUCCAAUUUGGAAUUAGAUUGUCAUGCUUUUAUGUCUAAGUCUAUUCUUUAAUAAUUUUUAAAUAUUUUUCCUCAGACGUUUAACUCCACCAAUGUCACUCGCCUGUGUCCAGAUGCCAGGUGCCAGUUUGCCUUCUACGGAGGAGAAACCUAUUACCACAAAUACCUUAUCGUCUUUCAAAUCUACAAUGCUUUCAUGUUCCUUUGGUUGGCUAACUUUGUCAUAGCACUGGGGCAAGUAACACUUGCUGGGGCGUUUGCCUCCUAUUACUGGGCGUUUAAGAAGCCGGAUGACAUGCCAGCUUUCCCCAUCUUCUCUUCUCUGGGCCGGGCACUGAGGUAAGAUGGUCCUGACCAUAAUGUAGAUCAUCCUAUUGGGUGGGUACACCGUAAACGAACUCACCGCUUUUCCUGUGAUGCUUUGUUGCUGCAGGUACCAUACAGGAUCUUUGGCCUUUGGAUCUCUUAUUCUCGCCAUAGUGCAGUUAAUACGAAUUAUGCUGGAAUAUCUGGAUCACAAACUCAAAGGUAAGACCGCUUUUAAUGGGGCAGGUUAUCCCAUCACUUUACAACCGUCAUUGCUGUCCAAGGUUGGAAAGGUUUGGUGAUGGUGGACAAGUCAUUGUUUGAGUGACAACCAAGGGCCUGGGCUUUGGUUGCUGGAAGAGCAAUGUUGUUUUGUCAAAAUCAUGGUGGAACACCCAAAGACUCUCCCUGCACCAUCACCACUACACCAUAUAUAAUUUAUGGUAGUAAUGAGUAAUAGAAUAAUGUAGAAACCACAUAGUUUUCUCUCUGCCAUUUCCACUCCUCUCUACCCUUGAACAGCAUGCUGCUUGCUCUCUGCAGGAUCUAAAUAAAAACCUAGCAGAGCACAAGUUAUUGCCAGAUAUUCAAUAAUUUAAUACUCUUAUCACCCUUCUUUCCCUCUAGGGGCAGAGAAUAAAUGUGCACGCUUCCUCCUUUGCUGCUUGAAAUGCUGCUUCUGGUGUCUAGAGAAGUUUAUCAAGUUUCUAAAUCGUAAUGCAUAUAUCAUGGUAAGCACCAUAAAGACAUUAUUAUCAGAUAAUGUAUGGAACAGGACAUGGGGAGUAUCAGAUAAUGUAUGGGACAGGAGGUGGGGAGUAUAAGAUAAUGUAUGGGACAGGAGGUGGGGAGUAUAAGAUAAUGUAUGGGACAGGAGGUGGGGAGUAUAAGAUAAUGUAUGGGACAGGACAUGGGGAGUAUCCGAUAAUGUGGGGAGUAUCAGAUAAUGUAUGGGACAGGAGGUGAGGAGUAUCAGAUAAUGUAUGGGACAGGAGGUGGGGAGUAUAAGAUAAUGUAUGGGACAGGAGGUGGGGAGUAUAAGAUAAUGUAUGGGACAGGACAUGGGGAGUAUCAGAUAAUGUAUAGGACAGGACGUGGGGAGUAUCCGAUAAUGUGGGGAGUAUCAGAUAAUGUAUGGGACAGGAGGUGGGGAGUAUAAGAUAAUGUAUGGAACAGGAGGUGGGGAGUAUAAGAUAAUGUAUGGGACAGGACGUGGGGAGUAUCAGAUAAUGUGGGGAGUAUCAGAUAAUGUAUAGGACAGGAGGUGGGGAGUAUCAGAUAAUGUAUGGGACAGGAGGUGGGGAGUAUAAGAUAAUGUAUGGGACAGGACGUGGGGUGUAUCAGAUAAUGUAUGGGACAGGACGUGGGGUGUAUCAGAUAAUGUGGGGAGUAUCAGAUAAUGUAUGGGACAGCAGGUGGGGAGUAUCAGAUAAUGUAUGGGACAGGACAUGGGGAGUAUCAGAUAAUGUAUGGGACAGGACGUGGGGUGUAUUAGAUAAUGUAUGGGACAGGACGUGGGGUGUAUCAGAUAAUGUAUGGGACAGGAUGUGGGGUGUAUCAGAUAAUGUAUGGGACAGGACGUGGGGAGUAUCAGAUAAUGUAUGGGACAGGACGUGGGGUGUAUCAGAUAAUGUAUGGGACAGGACGUGGGGUGUAUCAGAUAAUGUAUGGGACAGGAGUGGGGUGUAUCAGAUAAUGUAUGGGACAGGGCGUGGGGAGUAUCAGAUAAUGUAUGGGACAGGAGGUGGGGAGUAUCAGAUAAUGUAUGGGACAGGACGUGGGGAGUAUCAGAUAAUGUAUGGGACAGGACGUGGGGAGUAUCAGAUAAUGUAUGGGACAGGACGUGGGGAGUAUCAGAUAAUGUAUGGGACAGGACGUGGGGAGUAUCAGAUAAUGUAUGGGACAGGACGUGGGGAGUAUCAGAUAAUGUAGGUGACAGGACGUGGGGUGUAUCAGAUAAUGUAUGGGACAGGAGGUGGGGAGUAUCAGAUAAUGUAUGGGACAGGACGUGGGGUGUAUCAGAUAAUGUAUGGGACAGGACGUGGGGUGUAUCAGAUAAUGUAUGGGACAGGACGUGGGGUGUAUCAGAUAAUGUAUGGGACAGGACGUGGGGUGUAUCAGAUAAUGUAUGGGACAGGAUGUGGGGUGUAUCAGAUAAUGUAUGGGACAGGGCGUGGGGAGUAUCAGAUAAUGUAUGGGACAGGAGGUGGGGAGUAUCAGAUAAUGUAUGGGACAGGACGUGGGGAGUAUCAGAUAAUGUAUGGGACAGGACGUGGGGAGUAUCAGAUAAUGUAUGGGACAGGACGUGGGGAGUAUCAGAUAAUGUAUGGGACAGGACGUGGGGAGUAUCAGAUAAUGUAUGGGACAGGACGUGGGGAGUAUCAGAUAAUGUAUGGGACAGGACGUGGGGUGUAUCAGAUAAUGUAUGGGACAGGACGUGGGGUGUAUAAGAUAAUGUAUGUGAUCUAUUUAAUGUAAGCGGCAUUAUGUAGUGUAGAGUAAAGAUGUGGCGGUGGACCCUAAAAUCCAACCAAUAGACCGCAGGAUCUGUGACAAAUGCUGUAUCUUUUACAGAUAGCAAUAUAUGGCACCAACUUCUGCACAUCAGCUCGAAAUGCCUUCUUCCUGCUCAUGAGGAACAUUAUUCGGUGAGUAAGCUCAGAGAUGGCAUACUGCUUGGGCAUCAAGGGUGCACAGUUUGCUUGGGAACCCAAACCUGCCUCAGAUGUUCUGAACUGUGUAAAUCCUCCUGCGGUAACCCUGUCUCUCUCUCCGUCCACAGCGUGGCCGUCCUGGAUAAAGUCACAGAUUUCUUGCUUUUCCUCGGGAAACUUCUGAUAGUAGGUUGCGUGGGUAAGUAUGAAAGUCUCCUGUUGUGUGAGUCUCACUGGGUUUAUUGCGCCAUAUUAAAGGUACUCUGUACACUCAGCACAAUGCCAUUAAGAUUGUUUUGGGGGCUGCAGUCACAUUCAUACGUUUAAUUAUGUAUUUUUUUUAUUGGGGGGUAUAUCUUAAAACUACUUGCAAAAGCUGCAGAUCUCUUGUCUGCAGCCUUUGCAGAGAUGGUGCUCUGUUCAUUUGCUGCCUCUUGAGUUGAGCUUCACUGAGCUAAACAAUCCAGGAAGUAACAUUACCUGUUGUCUGAUUGAAAGCCAGGGGGUGUAACCAGGUUAAUUUAUAAAAGUGUCAAUUUCUAUUGAAAUCUGCACUUUUUGCAAAAUGAAAAAAUAGGACACACUAUUCUUAAAUAAAGCUUUUCAGCCAGCUAAAGUGGUUUAGGGUUCUGGAGUGUCCUUUUAAUGUGUUAACCCUCUUUCAAAUGGAUUAACCGCAAAGUUGAGGCCCGGCUCCUAAUCUCAGCUGCUGUACUCAUGAAUUGAUGCUUUGGGUGCAGGUGAUGGGAUGAAGUUGUUGUUUUGAGGGUAGAUAAUUUUAAAAAAAAAUGUGUUUUUAAAAAAAAAAAAUUAUUCUUUUUUUUAUUAAACAUUCCAUCAUUACAAAACCGCAUGUAGCAAGUUAUAUAUAAGCAGUACAAUAAAAAUAUAGUCUCUUUAGUGUAAUGCCAUGCAUCUAAUAUCCAAUUCUACUUUUAACCCAUUGAACAGGUCACUGUGCUCCCCAGUGGGAUUGACUAUUUUACCCAUUAAACAUUAGAGCUGUUGUGCUAGCUGUUGCAAUUAAUCUCUCUCAUAUGGUUUAGAUUAACUUGGUGUCAAUGUUUUGCAGGUAUUCUCGCAUUCUUCUUCUUUACCCAUCGGAUCCGUAUUGUGCAGGACACGGCGCCAACUCUCAAUUAUUACUGGGUUCCAAUCCUGGUGAGUUGGAUCACAAUGACCUUUUCCCAGAAUCCUCUGUUUAUAAUAUGGAUUCCAGCAUGCAGCAGUAAUGCUUGUGUAUUUCUGAGCACUCGUCAUGACACUUGAAGCCGGUGAAAAUUUUUGGAAUUUUAGCUUGAUCUUUGGUGUGACCAUUUAACCCCUUAAGGACACAUGACAUGCCUGACAUGUCAUUAUUUCCUUUUAUUCCAGAAGUUUGGUCCUUAAGGGGUUAAAGGGAUUCAAGGCCUUCAUGUAGCCUUGUGCUACUGACCAUUUCCCAGGGAUAAUAAUCUGCUAAUUUGAAAUUCAUUUUUGUCUCUGCUGGUUGUUUUGUGGAAUUUGUUUUUCCCGCUCAAAUUAUUUAAAUGGAGUAAAAAUAUUGAUACACGAUAACACAACAUUCAUAGGGAAUUAGGAGAAAAAUUAACGUGUAUAUAUUUGUACAUACAAAUAAAAUUGACAGAAACCUUGCAUGACUGCUUUGAAAUAGAUAACAUGUCAGACUUUGUCAAGAAAAAGAGUUUACAUAAAGUUAUCUCUAUACCAUCUAUCUAUAGAAGUAUAUCAAUAGAUAUGUAUUUUUAAAGGAACGCUAUCGCAUUAGGAAUAUAAACAUGGAUUCCUAACACUAUAGUGUCCUGAGACCUAGCUAGGUGUAUGUCCCUGUGUUGGUGCUAAAUAAAUGCUAAAAAAAACAUUCUCAAUAUAUUAAACCUGCAAUGUAAACAUUGCCGUUCCUAAAGAUUGACAAGAUUUUACAAUGCAGGCUUGGACAGACGGGGACACUGCACUCUCUAGCCUUUAAAACAUCUUCUCUGAGGGUAAAAAAAAAUCCUUUAAUCCGAGACCCAAAAGAUGCCAGGAUAGGAGGUUUAACGAUGGAAACAGGUUGCCUUAGCAUGUAAAUCAUAUUCUUUAAUAAAAUGCAGUGGAUUUUGUAAGGGUAGGGAAUGAUUAAAACUGAAAAUUACGUUUUUUGGGGGUUUUUUUGUAGUCACUAUUAACACAUGUACAGCUAGUGUUUAUAGAACAUUGAAUUGUAAACUGAUUUUUGUUUGUUGAAAAAGGAAAAACAACUUAGGACUACUUUACAUUCAGUUCCCAUUUCUUUAGUAUUCCCUGGAAACUGCAAUAUAUCCAGUCUGUCUUCAAACUUGCAUAUCCAACACUCCUAACACUUGAUAUAAUCGGUCUGUUGUGAGCCAGUUGCAAUUAUCACCUGUUAAGGAAUGUUUUAUUACACGCCUUCCAGAAUGAAAAAGUUGACAUCUAUAGUGGAUAAAAACUGACUAAUGAAAACUGAUUAAACUUGUUCCUUCCUUCUCCUCAGACGGUGGUUAUUGGAUCCUACCUAAUCGCUCACGGCUUUUUCAGCGUGUAUGCGAUGUGUGUAGACACACUCUUCCUGUGUUUCUGUAAGUAUUUGUUACAUCCAGGUAAUAAAUAAUAUACAUCGAUGUGAUUUAGGGUGGAUGGGUAGAUAAACUGGUUGCAGAGCUUGCAGUCUAACUGAAUCCUAACCUUUCUGUUUCAAUCUGAUUUAAUAUGGUGAUAGUCUCUACUAUACUAAUCUUAUUUUCUUGUUUUCCAUUUCUCUUUUAAAUCCCUAAACCUCUCGCUCAUCACUUUGCCUCUAUCUAUUUUUCUGCUUCUCUUUCCUUCUGACUUGCGUGCUUCCCUCACCUUUUCUAUCUUACGUUGAUCGUCCUUGGGGGGCUGAUCAUAAUCAAGGUGAAGAUCUGGAGAGGAAUGAUGGCUCCUUGGAGAGACCUUAUUACAUGUCUCCAGAACUCCGAGAGAUCCUGCUCAAAAACAACCCUGAAACGUUAAAAUCCAGCGAGACUGAGAGCUGAAGGAAGGCUGGUGGUCAAACUAUAAAACUCUUACAGGCAAAGGAAAGAACUUCAGAAGAAUAUCUGCUCUACUCUCCCAAAUCGACUGUCCCCUUCUCUAUACCUCAAUCUCAGAUGAUCAGCAUGUGUUGGGAAUGGUGGCAUCUAGACAUGGUCUCCUGGUCACAAAUGUGCGGUGCAUUAUAUGGCAUUAAAUUCUAAACACUAUGGAGAUAGUCCUGCAUUAUACUGUCUAUCAUAGGCCUUCACAGCCUCUGUAUAUAAGAAUCUAUUCUUUAAUACUCCUUCAUAAAACAUUGCCAACAACUAGUGCCUUCUUAUAACUACUGCAUGACCCAGUUUUUAAAUUAAACAUCUCUCUUUUUGUAUUUUUUACUCCCCCCUUUUUUACAUCUUACUCCACUCUAAUUCUUUCUCUCUACCCGCUUCCAUUGCCUUUUCCUCCUUCUACACUACUUGUCCUACCCCAUGCAGUGGAAGACUUAGAAAGGAACGAUGGGUCGACCGAGAAACCGUACUUCAUGGCCCCAAAUCUCCAGAAACUCUUAAACAAAAAGAACAAAAGUGCAGACGAAAAAUAGUUCUUGCAUUAUGUUAUAUUAAUGUCCUGUUGCCUUCAGCACCAACCAGAAGAGGAGAAUGAGGCCUGACCGUAAUGGAUAUAUUGCUUUGUGUGUGUACAUUUCUAAGAGCUGUAUGUAUAUACACAUGUAUAUGCACUUUUAUUUAUGGAAGCGGGUUUUAGACUUGCAUUUGUAUGUACACUUUAUUACCCAUAUGUAUUUGUGUCGGUAUGAACAUGGAAUUCCUUUUGUACACAUGCUGCUCUGUGCUUACAGAUCAACGUGAUAAUUUACAUAUAUAUGUUAAGCAUACAUACCUUUUUUAAAUCAUCAGUAACACGUGUACAUUGUUCACAAACGCAAUGCAAACUCUUUUCUCAUCUAUAAACCCAGUCAGCUUUUAUAAAAUCCGUUAACCAAAUGUUAUGCCUUUUGUGGAUCCUGGAAAGAACACAAUAACUAAUCGGUGCACAGGUAUUUAUAACAGAGCUUGUGUGAUGUUAACUGGACUAGGUUUAAUUCUGUGUUUUAAGAGUCAUUACCAUUGAAGAUUUUCUGUUUUGUUUUUUGUUUUAUAUUUGCAUGACGAUUUGUGCGUUUUUGUAUAUGUAUAUAUAAACAUAACACAGGCUGAAAUGUUUACGAAAAAUACCAAAUAUUACUAGGCGAAUAAGUAUUUGUAUAAAAUUGUCCCUCGAUCAAUGUAUUGAAUGAAGCAAAAAAUAAUAAACGCAGAUUUUUUUUUUGUAUA
Pelobates cultripes (western spadefoot toad) is the source of this 43639-nucleotide messenger RNA. Lineage: Eukaryota; Metazoa; Chordata; Amphibia; Anura; Pelobatidae. The record is from the annotation of a GenBank genome assembly.